UGAAUAUUCAUAUUUCUUUUUUAUUAUGGUGGAGCGUAUUAUAUGUUGUACUGAACACCAAAGCUUCCGUAUGUAACGUUCGGUCCUUCUUGAAUUGACUUAUCUCAUUGAGCAUUCAUUUGCUGUAAACCCGCAUGAAGAUACAAUCAUGUGAGGCCAGUGUGAGUGCUCUUCUCGCCAGCCAUUGGUUGCGGGAAAAUGCGAAAAAUAUCGAGACCUGGAGAGGCCAUUGCUGCAUUUGGGAUUUUCUAGCUGGGAUAUCGACAUUACACGUACCUAUUUCAACAUUGAUUCGCCCAAGGAGAAUUUUGAUUUUUCCUGUUGCUGAUGAAUCAAUAAAUCAAUACUCCACAAAUGUAACCUACAUCAUGUGUGCUUUCAAAGUCCAACAUUUUAUCCACUUCCAUACAUGUGUUCUUCUCUUUUGUACCUACAAUGCCAUGCAUUUCCUAUACCUUACACAUAGCAUAUCGCAUGAGAAUACAUCAUUUACGCAGGUCAAGAAGACGGUGAGGCCUGAGACAAGCUGCUACUGACUCAAUCAUGUAUGUCAAUCACUUGGACCGUGGUACAUCGGGCUUGUAUCAAGGACGCUGAACAAUCACACAAACCAACUGAGGGGCAAAUUGAAUCCUUCAGAUUUGCGACAGCGAUAGUCGAAUCGAGCUGACUAUGUAUGUGACUUAAUUCUACAAUGCUUUGCGGCAGAUUUCCCUGACCAAGCCCGAGGUUGCUUAUCAAGAAGCAAUACCCGGGACAAGGGCAUGGUACAAAAUUAACGAAUCUCAUGGGACGGGAACAAUUUAUCCAAGGAAGAGGAAGUCUCGGAAGAUGGAUUGAUUGUUUUUCUCAAGUCACGGACCUGGAACGGUUUGGAUAAACGCAUGCGACGGGAAUGUACGGGAACGGCACAGCACAGCUUUGCUUUUCUGCUCUAUUGCCUGCAUGUAAUAUCCAUGUACCGAUGAUAAUUCCUAUAUUGCAUAACAUAUAUACUUGCAGGAAUAGAGGGCCGGCAGCAGCGGAACAUGGGAAUAUCCUCUUUUAAUAAAAGGCUUACAUUCCAAAGUUCC
Molecule: messenger RNA, 1073 nt
Organism: Sclerotinia trifoliorum
Lineage: Eukaryota; Fungi; Ascomycota; Leotiomycetes; Helotiales; Sclerotiniaceae
Source: the annotation of a GenBank genome assembly